AUGGACAGAGAAAUUUUGUUCAUUCUUCCUGCAAGCAGCUCCAAACCAGUGUGCCUCAUCUGCUCCGAAAGCGUGGCACUAAUUAAAAGUGGCAACGUGAAGCGCCACUACGAAUCUAAGCACAGCUCAUUUGAGCAAAGUUAUCCCUUGAAGUCUGAGCUGAGGGCACGCAAAAUAACCGAACUGCAAGCCCAGUAUGACAGAUCGACCCGACUCAUCACGCAUACAUUUACAGCCCAGCAACGUGCAAACGAAUGCUCACUAAAGGUAUCGUGGAUUUUGGGGCAACAUAAAAAAACUUUUAGUGAUGGGACAGUAGUGAAGGAGUGCUUAAACGCUGUUGCUGAGACACUGUUUGAGGGAAAACAAAAGGACGACAUGUGUGAAAAAAUCAAACAAAUCCCGAUGUCAGCUUCAACAGCAACUAGAAAAUCUGAAAUAUUAGCAGAUGAUGUACUGGCACAGCUUGAUGCUGCAAUUCAGAGUGCACCAUGCAUAUCUUUGGCCAUUGAUGAGUCUACAGAUGUUACUGAUAAUGCCCAGCUUUUGGUGUAUGUGAGAUUUUGUAACAAAGAUAAGAAGGAGAUCUGUGAGGACCUGCUGGGUGUAACACCACUGGAAACACACACAAGAGGAGAGGACAUAUAUGCAGCAAUAAAAGAGAUGCUGAGGAAGAGGGGCAUAGAUCUGAAGCAGGUUGUCUCUGUCACCACAGAUGGUGCUCCUGCCAUGAUUGGAAAAGAGAGGGGGGCUGUGUCCCGGAUGAAAGAGGACAACCCAGAUCUUCUUGCAUACCACUGUCUCAUCCAUCAGACUGUUCUGUGUGCCACUCUAUCACAACAUUUUGCUGAAGUAAUGAACACAGUGAUGAAACUCAUCAACUUCCUUAGGGCAUCCUCAUCCCUUCAGCAUCGCCUCCUGAGAGAAUUCCUGGCAGAUGUUGAGGCAAAUGCCAAUGACCUGCUACUGCACAACAAUGUGAGGUGGCUGAGCAAAGGAAAUGCACUGGGACGUUUCUGGUCUGUUCGAGAAGAAAUUGCAGCUUUCUUAGAGCAGGUCAAGAGUCAGAGAGCAACACAGUUUUCACUUUUUCUGCAAGAUGAGCACAAGAUGAACAUGGUUGCCUUUUUGGUUGACAUUACAUCACAUCUUAAUGAGCUCAAUGUAAAGCUGCAGGGCCAGAACAACACAGUUGCUGAUUUGAUGACAGCUAUUCGCUCUUUCCAGAGGAAGCUGGACAUUUUUAAAGAUCUUGAAGGAGGGUGUGAACACUUCCCAAAACUGCAGGAACAGAUCCAGGGUGAGAGAGACGUUUAUCCUUAUGUUGACUUCAUAGACAAGCUGAUUGGAAACUUCAGUAAAAGGUUCAACAGCUCCAGCCUUGGGCAGCAGCUCCUCCUGCUAAUCCAGAAUCCUUUCCUCAUCAGAGAAGUCAGAGGAUUUUCGAAGGAAGUGACACAGACAUUCAAGUGGGCACAUGCAGGAUCUCUACAGCUUGAGCUCAUUGAUCUGCAAGGAAAUGCUCCAUUAAGAGAGCAUUUUGAGGCAACUGACCCUGCUACUUUCUGGCUACAGACUGUGUCUGAGAGUGUGUUCCUGGUCUCACCAAAGUAG
Portunus trituberculatus (swimming crab) is the source of this 1614-nucleotide messenger RNA. RefSeq names its product SCAN domain-containing protein 3-like. The record is from RefSeq and is a predicted model, not a curated record. Lineage: Eukaryota; Metazoa; Arthropoda; Malacostraca; Decapoda; Portunidae. The coding region runs from base 1 to 1614 and encodes 537 amino acids. The transcript has a single exon.